Messenger RNA from Alnus glutinosa, 1211 nucleotides. RefSeq lists its product as uncharacterized. The transcript has 2 exons. The coding region runs from base 513 to 803 and encodes 96 amino acids. Lineage: Eukaryota; Viridiplantae; Streptophyta; Magnoliopsida; Fagales; Betulaceae. The record is from RefSeq and is a predicted model, not a curated record.
UUUCCUCUUAAUCUAAUCAAAUUGUUACUCCCCGACAGCUCUGUGAUGUCCUAUCCCAGAAAAUGAAAUGAUCUUCAUUUCAGUCAUUAGUUGUUUUCACACCAAAUUCAGUCUGAAACCUUAAUCCGUCAUUUUCUCCGGAAUCCUUUGCCCCCCCCCGCCUCUCCCAAUCGGGAAUUUUAUAAUCUCUUUAAGUUCAAAUGUUCUUUGAUUUCUCAUUUCUCCAUUCGCUCAUUCCCUCAUGGCAAACUAAAGCAGGGAAUGAGCGUUGACCUCGUCUCUGCAUUUGGGAAAAAGCUGUGAUUUAUAGCCAGACCCACCUCCAAAUUUUGAAUUUUCUGGGGCUAGGGUCUGUGAAUUCUUGUUUUUCAGGCAAUUGGGUGGAUUGGAUUUCUUAUGAAUUGUUGAAGUUCUGUGAAUUUCCAAUCAGAGAUUCAACCUUUGUUUUUCUGUUUUCAUCGGAGCUGAUUGGCGAAGAAUUUGGGUUCUCAUUGUUGAGGAUUGUUUGAUUGAUGGAUACGGAUGCCAAGGAUGUUAAUGGCUGCAAAACUAAGGCUGUGGGUGGUAUGGACUCUGCAAAGGUUCAGGAUCACCUCGUUAACGGAGAGGAAGAUAGUGAGUCUAAUUCGUUGUUGCCACCUCGUCGAGGUGGGAUGUCGAGGAAGUCUGAGAAGACGCAGCGGAAAGUGCAGUGGAACGAUAGGAACGGGAAUAAUCUCACUGAGGUGAUGGUAUUCGAUCCGAGUGAUGUAAGUGACUCUGACGAUGAGGAUUCAGAAUCUUGCAUCUGUACCAUAAUGUAGAUAGCAUACAGUACACCUAGUAUCAGAAAAUUGCUGCUGGAUAAGUUAACGGGGCAUUCACUCCAACUUUUGAUGACUAUAGUAGAAAUUAGCCUCUCAUUUUGCUGUUUUAAGGAUGGAUUGAAGGUCCAGAACUGCAGGGUCUCAUGGCAUGAUUUGUAUGCUAACUCAUUGAAGUGAAGUCUAAAAGCGUUUCUUAGGUGAGAGCUUGGUAUGUUUCUUGUAAACCAUAUACAAACUGCAUAGAGCUCCUUCCCAUGACGAAACCAGAUGAGGAUGAUGGCAAUAUUGCUUCCAUAAUUGUAAUCUAUUCCAUAGAAUCAAGCUUUUCGAUGCUUUGCCACGUACACUGAUAUGUAUUGUAGAACAUAUGUGCAAAAGAAUACUUCAGAUAAUCAUCAUGUUUAA